AUGUCCCGAAAGGUCAACAGAUUCGUCAUUCAGUCCGCCAUCUUCAUUGGUGUCCUCCUGCUCAUUCUGUACAUAAAUCGUCCACAGGCUGCAACAAACAAGCUCUUGGCAUGGACAGAAAUUCGAUACAAACCCAAAACUGCGGAUCAUUCAGCGUCGCGCGGCGUAUGUCCGAGGUUGGCCGGUAGUAGGAAACCGGCCUUAGUGGUGGCUCGGGUAGCAGCAGACGGCGACGCAUCAUGGAUCGAUUCGCUAUCCAAGAAAUAUCAUCCCUGUGUCUACACUGUAGAUGCACCGAUGGACCCUGCGUCAAAGUAUCUGCAAGUUCCCCGCAAUCGGGGCCAUGAGGCAAUGGUCUACCUGACUUUUAUCAUCGACAAUUACUAUCACAUCCCAGAAGCUGGAGUAGUCUUUGUGCACGGCUCACGCUGGGCCUGGCAUAACGAUGAGCCUACAUAUGACAACGCUGCUCUGCUCAAAGCGCUGGAUGUUCAUGCCGCCCUUGAGCCAUGGGGUUACCACAAUCUACGCUGCGACUGGAGGGUGAGCACCUGCCCUCCGUCUGCAAAGCCACAAGGAAGCAUGGAGACAUCAGUGCAGGCCAUGAUCAGUCCCUGGGAUGCACGAGCGGUAUCUGAUUCAUUGCUACCGGGGGCUUUUGAAAAUAUUUUUGGAAAAGUGCAGUCUGCUGACAGUAAGCUUGGAAAGCAUCAGACCGUUCGCUCGCAAUGUUGUGCGCAGUUCAUUGUCGGUCGGGUGAAUAUUCUUCAGCAUACGAUUCAAGAGUACAUUGCAUUGCGACAAUGGCUGCUCGACGAGAGUAAUGAUGCUGCGCCGCGGGAUGAUCGUAUCUCGGGGCGUAUAUUAUCGUAUCUCUGGCAUAUACUGUUCAUUAAGAAGCAAGAGGUGGAAGAAAAUGGUGCCAUUUCUCUUGAGAAAUUGAACUCUGCAGCAUGUCCACGUGCGCCGGAUUGUUAUUGUCGGCUCUACGGGCUCUGCGAUCUUGAGAAAUGUACGGAUGGUCAUUGCUAUGGACAAUACAAGAUACCGCCAGAUUUUAAGAUUCCGGACAAUUGGGCCGCAACGCAUUCUUGA
This is a messenger RNA of Talaromyces marneffei, 1095 nucleotides long. RefSeq lists its product as uncharacterized. Lineage: Eukaryota; Fungi; Ascomycota; Eurotiomycetes; Eurotiales; Trichocomaceae. The record is from RefSeq and is a predicted model, not a curated record. Bases 1 to 1095 code for a protein of 364 amino acids. The transcript has a single exon.